Molecule: messenger RNA, 309 nt
Organism: Ailuropoda melanoleuca (giant panda)
Lineage: Eukaryota; Metazoa; Chordata; Mammalia; Carnivora; Ursidae
Product: zinc finger protein 706-like
Exons: 2
Coding region: 1-309 (102 amino acids)
Source: RefSeq, a predicted model, not a curated record
AUGAACAAGCUCCAGGAGGCCCCUGCCCUCAUGGAGCUCUCAGUCCAAGUGGGAGAGUUGCAGAAAAAAAAAAAGAAGCUUCAGUCUCAGCAGAAACAUGCCAAAAAGCAAGCUAGACCAAAGAAGAAAGAAGGACAUAACCAAAAGCCUGUUGCCAAGGCUGCCUUCGUCUCUGCCUGCACUGUUUGUAGGACACGAACGCCAGGCCCCGAGACCUCCCCGCAUCCCUUUGAAAGCAAACAUCCCAAGACUCGGCUUCCUCCCGGACUGGCUGACAGUUCAGACGGAGAGAACCAGGUGAAUUCGUGA